Molecule: messenger RNA, 1221 nt
Organism: Jaminaea rosea
Lineage: Eukaryota; Fungi; Basidiomycota; Exobasidiomycetes; Microstromatales
Product: succinyl-CoA synthetase-like protein
Exons: 7
Coding region: 27-1154 (375 amino acids)
Biological process (GO): tricarboxylic acid cycle; succinyl-CoA metabolic process
Cellular component (GO): succinate-CoA ligase complex; mitochondrion
Molecular function (GO): succinate-CoA ligase (ADP-forming) activity
Source: RefSeq, a predicted model, not a curated record
CCAACAUUCCGCGUAGUACCGCUAGCAUGUCUCUCCUUAGGAGCCCGGCCGCAAGACAAUUAUCACGAUUACAGGUCUCUCAUCGCUGCUUCUCCAUCAAGGCACAAAGGGCGGCCAAGUACCUUUCUGACCAGUUGGGCGUACCUGUCUCGAGCUCAUCAGCAUCAACAUCAUCAAGUCCCCGUGACGGUCUUGCCAUCCUCCUCCACGCCGACAGACGAGCGCAGCGUGUCGGUCCUGAUUCGACAACCUUUUUCGGCCCCACACUCGUUGCUGUUUCCACCUCACGCCUCUCCAACACUCCAUCAAACCAGCGAUUCGGCGAAGGCGAUCUAGGCUUGUUAGCCCUAUCCCAAGCCCCUGGGUUCGGCGCGAAACAAGCCAUACAAGGGCACAAAGGUGACAUGCUGCAGCCGAGCUCUGUACUCUGUCUGCUGGAAAGGGAGGAAAUCGAUGACGCCCUCAAGAGCGAGAAGAGCAAGAAAGCAGUCGCGGAGAUGUUGGUCAAGUUGUGGCAGGUCUUCAAGAGAGGGGAGGGAAUCUGGUUUACAUGCGUUGUGCACGAAGAAGCAGAGGGCGUUAUCGAUGUCUCAUCUCCCUACCUCGAGUUCGACGACUACGCAGUGCAUCGCAUGCCUGAAGACCUCCAAGAGUUGCACAAGGCUCAAGAGGAGGAGAGGGAACCCAAUUCCGCACAGGCAUCCGAUGGCGGUCUCUUCUAUAUCAAAUUGCACAACGGCGGGAACAUCGGCUCCUUUGGGUAUGGAGCGGGCAAUGCCAUGGCGACAAUGGAUGGGCUGGCGCUCGCAGGGGGCAAGCCUGCCAACUUCUUGGACGGAGGCGGUGGCGCGAACCGCAAGAACUCCGAACUAGCUAUCGAGACGCUCAAUCGUGAUCCUGAUGUCAAAGCCAUCUUCGUCAACACUUUCGGAGGCAUCACGCAGACCGACGUCGUUGCCGACGGCAUAAUAGACGCCAUUCGGGCGAACGACAUGAAGCAGCCCAUCGUGGUACGGGUGAUGGGUACUGGUGCUGACGAGGCGAAGAGAAAGCUUCGCGAGUCAGGCCUCAAGAUCACCAUCGAGGACGAUUUCAAGGCCGCGGCGAGGUUGGCGGUCGAGCAGGCUGAGCAGGCGGAGAAGGGCGAGUUGUAGGUUGCGACGAUACCAUGACGACUUUUUCAAAGUGCAAGGUUGUUCAAAUCCCAAGUGUCAUUGUUAC